Messenger RNA from Aspergillus piperis CBS 112811, 1848 nucleotides. It is a transcript of the gene yap1, whose product is annotated as putative bZIP transcription factor AP-1/Yap1. Gene Ontology annotation, molecular function: transcription cis-regulatory region binding; DNA-binding transcription activator activity, RNA polymerase II-specific. The transcript is spliced from 2 exons. The record is from RefSeq and is a predicted model, not a curated record. Lineage: Eukaryota; Fungi; Ascomycota; Eurotiomycetes; Eurotiales; Aspergillaceae. Gene Ontology annotation, cellular component: RNA polymerase II transcription regulator complex. Bases 1 to 1848 code for a protein of 615 amino acids.
AUGGCCGACUACAAUUCCCUCUAUCAGCACGGUCUUUACCUGUCGCCAGAUCAGCAAGAUCUCCUCCUGGCUGCUCUUUCCUCCAACAAUCCGCCCGCAAAACAGCAGAAUAAUUCCCACCCCCCGGCUUCCAAGUCAGACCCCGAGUCUACCCCUGCAACCACAGGUAGUUACAAUAUGAGUCCUGCGUUCGACCCCUCUUACCCUCACUCGGGUGGUCUGGGUUAUGGCGAUGAUGAAAGUCCCUUCCUGGACUUCAACCCCGAACUGGACUUUGACUUUCAAGGCUCCGAGAACCUGAUUGGUGAUCUUCCCGAGAGCCUACCGCAAUCGGAGGAACCGGAGCCGGGAGAGAAGAGGAAGGACAUCGAUGGCGAUGCGGAUGAGAAUGAAGCUUCCGGCAAGAAGCGAAGAGAAAGCGAUGAAAAGGCGGCAAAGAAGCCAGGAAGGAAGCCCUUGACUUCCGAGCCAACCUCGGUACGUAUGCUCGGUUAUCGCGAUGUGGGCGCCGAGAGUCUCGUGUCACUAACAAACUCGCAGAAGCGGAAGGCACAGAACCGGGCUGCGCAGCGAGCGUUCCGUGAACGCAAGGAGAAACACUUGAAGGAUCUGGAAACGAAGGUAGAUGAGCUGCAGAAGGCUUCUGACAACGCGAACCAGGAAAAUGGGUUGCUCCGUGCUCAAAUCGACCGCCUGCAAGUCGAAUUGAGAGAGUAUCGCAAGCGUCUCUCCUGGCUGACCACGGGAACUGGUGUCUCUGCCAUGAAUGCCAUCCCCGGAGCCUAUCCCAACAAGGGAUCGUAUGGCCUUCAGAACAAUGAUUUCAUGUUUGACUUCCCCAAAUUCGGGGAUCUUCCGGGCUCCCACAUUUUCAAUAACGGCCAAUUGUCCAAGGCGCAGCAGAGUGCUAAAGGAGAGCCAUCCACAGCAACGUCGCGUAAUGACUCCCGUGUGCCAGGUGUUGUGAGCCGUAACUCCCUGAGCAGUGCUCAGUCCAACGGUGCGCCCGCGGGCAGGACUCCCAGCUCCGUGUCCCACCAGGGUUCCACUCCUGCGUCCACGAGGAAGUCCACUCCGAAGGUGUCCUUAUACAACGGCACGGCUCAAUCCACCUCUACGCAUGAUUCCUCUACGACUGACUCGCCAUCCUCCUCGUCCGAUUCCCACCAGAGCCAGAGUCUUUCGUCCAACGGCACAUCCCCGGAACCCACUAUUAGUUCUCCUGCUACUAAGGCUCAUCACCACCACGGUGCUCAUGAUGGCUGCACUUAUACCACCAUCGAUGGUGAGGAAUCCUUCUGCGCGCAACUUGGCAUGGCAUGUGGCAAUAUCAAUAACCCCAUUCCAGCCGUCCGGCAUAACAGCCAAAGCGCGUCAAAUACCCCUAAUCAGGAGGCUCCCCACGAGGAUGUUGCGGGUCUGGAUACGCUCGCUCAGCAGAACGGCGGCCAGUUCGAUCCCGUUCUCUUCGGAGACUGGCGUGAGCCUCAGGAUGCAAUCCUGUCUCAGGACUUUGGAACAUUCUUUGACGAUGCCUUCCCCCUGCCCGAUCUGGGAAGCCCUUCACACAACCUCACGGAAGCGGCCACCCAACAACCCCCGAAGAAAGACUUGAUCGCAGAGAUCGACAGCAAGUUGGAUGAAGAGGUUGUGCCUGGAGAAGAUAAGUCUCAGAUGCUGAGUUGCACGAAGAUAUGGGAUCGUCUGCAAUCCAUGGAGAGAUUCCGCAACGGAGAGCUCGAUGUCGAUCAUCUUUGCUCCGAACUACGCAUGAAGGCGCGGUGUUCGGAGGGCGGUGUGGUCGUCAACCAGCAAGAUGUUGACGACAUCAUGGGGCGGGCGAAAUAG